This is a messenger RNA of Esox lucius (northern pike), 10977 nucleotides long. It is a transcript of the gene ankrd11, whose product is annotated as ankyrin repeat domain 11. The record is from RefSeq and is a predicted model, not a curated record. Gene Ontology annotation, molecular function: protein binding. Lineage: Eukaryota; Metazoa; Chordata; Actinopteri; Esociformes; Esocidae. Gene Ontology annotation, biological process: anatomical structure morphogenesis. Gene Ontology annotation, cellular component: nucleus. The transcript has 14 exons. Bases 654 to 9401 code for a protein of 2915 amino acids.
GGCCGCCUGGAAACGGUUUGCAAGGGGUUGUUAAAGAAGAUUAAGCCGAAACAAAAUAUCGUUUUUAGCGACUUUAAGUUUACCUCUCAAGGCUCCAGUUUUGUUUAGUGGGUAAAUAACGCUUCAUUUCAAGCCAUGGUGAGAAAAUAGCUAUUAGGUCUGCAGAGACGUGUUCGAAAACAUUUUAAGCUUUCUCUGUCGCUUGUUUGGGUACAGGAAUUAGCUAACGUUAGAUAGCUAGCACUAGCCUAGGAGACGAGCUAGCCUAGCUCGCUAACGUUAGCAUCCAGUGGUCUGAUUACCAACUCAGAUGUUUGCAGUAUUUCUCGGAUGUCUACUGACGGCAGACUGCUGAGCCGGAGGGCCUCAAAUGGGAAAAACAAGCAUCGGACAGGAAUAUCAGGGAUAAACUUGUCGAUGUAACUCAGAUUUUGCUGAACUGAAACCAGGAUUCUUUGGACAUUUCUACAGCAGGCCGUUUUGGCAGGAUUUUAACCUCACCCAUCCGCAGACAGCCAUGGAAUCGUCUCAAUGUGCCCCUUGUCAUCCGGACGCCCAGGCAGGCGAGGACCCCACUCCCCUGCUGUUAAACUGACGGUUGAUGACGAUGCAAUAGAAGCGUGAAUGAGGUUUGGCGUGGCGAUAGCUGAACGAUGCCCAAGGGUGGGGGUUCUAAAACCCCCCAACUGGAAGACUUCCCUCUUAACACUGACAUGGUGGAGAAGCAGAGUGGGAAGAAGGAUAAAGAUAAAGUAUUGUCAAACAAGACUCCGAAAUUGGACCGCAGCGAUGGUGUCAAAGAGAUGAAAGAGAAGGCGCCCAAGAGGAAGCUUCCCUUCACGGUUGGAGCCAAUGGAGACCAGAAAGAUUCAGACUCAGAAAAGCAAGGUCCGGAGCGGAAGCGCAUUAAAAAGGAGCCCACUAACACCAGGAAGUCAGGCCUGGCAUUUGGGGUGGGCAUGCCAGGGAUCCGAGCCGGUUACCCCCUCUCCGAGCGGCAGCAGGUGGCUCUCCUCAUGCAGAUGACGGCUGAAGAGUCAGUCAACAGUCCAGACACAACACCAAAGCAUCAGUCACAGUCAAGUCUGGGUCAGAAGGGAACGCCAAACUCUGCAUCUAAAACCAAAGACAAAGUAAACAAGAGAAACGAGAGGGGCGAGACCCGGCUGCACCGCGCGGCCAUCCGUGGAGAAGCGCGCCGCAUCAAGGAGCUCAUCAGUGAGGGAGCUGAUGUGAAUGUAAAAGACUUUGCAGGCUGGACUGCAUUGCAUGAGGCAUGUAACCGAGGCUACUACGAUGUGGCCAAGCAGCUGCUGGCAGCCGGUGCAGAGGUCAACACCAAGGGCCUGGAUGAUGACACACCUCUACACGACGCAUCCAACAACGGCCACUUCAAGGUGGUCAAGUUGCUUUUACGGUAUGGAGGGGACCCUCGACAAAGCAACAGAAGGGGUGAAACAGCGUUGAAGGUUGCAAACUCCCCCACGAUGCUCAAUCUUUUGCUAGGAAAAGGCACUUAUACCUCUAGUGAGGAGAGCUCAUCAGAAUCCUCGGAGGAAGAAGAUGCCCCCUCGUUUGCCCCGUCCAGUUCUGUUGAUGGCAAUAACACAGACUCAGAGUUUGAGAAGGGCUUGAAGCUGAAAGGGAAGAAGGGGCUUGAUCAGCCCCUAUCCACAACAACCACACCCGUCAAGGACGAAUAUGAGUUUGACGAGGAUGAUGAGGAAGAGCGCGUCCCUCCGGUGGACGACAAGCACUUGCUCAAGAAGGAGUUCCGCAAGGAUCCUCCCAGUGCCACUAAGGCUAGUGGAUUAAUUCCAACACCGAAAGGGGAGGUGGUCAAAACCUAUUCCAAAAGCAACUCGCUCACACCAAAGAAGACUGUUCGUCGGAUUCUCUCUGACAGCAAUAGUUCAGAUGAGGAUGAUAGAACGUUGUGUUUCACACCUACGCCCACACCACGGCAACCGGCGCAACCAACCAAGACCCGGGAAUCUGCUACUCUGAGCUCUAAGCAGCAGAAAGAGAAAACUAAAGUUAAGAAGAAGAGGAAGAAGGAGACAAAAAAUAAUGUCAGCAAGGAGGUCAGAUUUGGAAAAGUCAAUGACAAAUUCUGCACUUCAGACUCUGAUUGUGGGGACAUUGGUAGCGAGGAUGAUAAAGGCUCUAUGAAGAGCUCGAACUGUAUAAAGGACUCAACCAUGAGCUUAAAAGAAUCCUCUGCAUUCAGUACUCACUCUGCAUCCUCUUCCUCCUCGUCUCAUGGGAGCAUGAGUUCUCAGAAACUUACAUCCUCACUGUUGGAGCAUAAUCCAAAACAGUGGAGGACAGACGGCUGGAAGACCGUUUCAUCACCUGUAUGGUCAGAUGUUAGUUCCCUUUCUGACUCUGUUAGAACAAGGCUUUCUAGUGAGUCAGACUACUCUUCUGCUGAUUCAAGUGUUGAGUCGGUAAAACAAGUGAAAAAGAAGGUACAGGAUAACAGGAAGAAAAACAAUGUGCAUACCAAUGCACUAGACAAAAAGAACUCUGACUUUCACAAGAACUCUAAUACAGACAGUACGGUCUCCAAAACGGAUAAAGAUGGCAAGGUUUUGAAAAAGCAUAAAGUAAAACACAAGCACAAAAACAAAGAGAAAGAGAAAGAAAAGGCUCCCAGUUUAGUGCUCAAUCAAGACAUGAAUGAGAAAUUUGUCAAAAGCUUCUCAUUUGAUUUUGAUGAUUCAAGGCAAAAGUCACUCAUUGUUGACACGGAGUCCCUUAGUGAAAGCAAGGUCAAGCUGUCGAAACAUGAAAAAGAGCAUUCGAAAAAGGAUGACAGGUUAUCAAAGGCCAAAUCUGAGGACAGAGACUGGUCUUCUGCAAAAGAAGUGCAAAGAACGGCUAAGGAGGAGAAGUCCAAGAAAACAAAAGAGUCCACUAAAGAGAAACCUAAUAAGGAGGAUAGGGAGAAGCCCUUGAAAAUGGAAAAAGAAAGGAGCCUCAAGGAAAAGGAAAAGCCCAAGGAGGAGAAACAACAGAAGACUCAUAAAGAGGAGAAGAAGAAAAAGACUAAGGACAAGUCUAAACCAGAUAGGAAGGGCAGUGAGCAAAAAGAAGAAAAACAUAUUAAGGUUGAUAAAGAGAAAAAUACCAGGGAGGAUAAGGAAAAAUCGAAGAAAGAAAAGGUUCAGAAGGAUGAGCCUGAUUAUGAUGGCUAUGAUGUUAAUAACCGUUUUUUAAACCUGGAAGACACAAAGCUUAGUGCCUCAGAUGACCACCAUGACCGAUGGGCUUCGGACCUUUCUUCUGACUCUGACCUCUAUGGAGAUGACAGCUGGGAUGCUCCUCCUGUGAAGGAGUACAAAGAAUAUAAAGCAAACAAUACUGUAAAGUUAAUUGUUGAGACAGAAAAGAUAGAGAGCAGAGACCGGAGGAGGGAAAACAAAGUCAAAGACAAGAAAUUAGAUUAUAAUGACAAACGAUCAGAGAAAGAACCUACCUCCAAGAAGAAAGAAAAAGAUACUACAGAGAAAAUCUGUGACAAGAAAAAGGAUUUGAUUGAAAAACAGAAAUUGAACUCCAGCCACUCUGUAGAAAAGGAGAAGAAGCGAAAGGAGUCUGCAGAUAAUCUUAAAGAGAAGAAAGAGAAGGACUCCACAGACAGUGGUAGAGACAGGAAAGAUUCCUACGAGUUCACUAAAGAAAGAAAGGACUUGAAAAUCAAACAGGAGUCCAUAAGAGAAGAUUAUGGGAGUGAAGCCUUCUUCAAAGAAAUUGAAACUGUCAGCAAACCAUCUGAAAUUAGAGAGAGGAACCACUCUGGAAAAGAGAAAGAUAGGAAGGUAGAUGUUGUGGAAAAGAGAGAGAAGACCAAAACUGAAAAACACAAGGAAAAGCCUAAAGACCGGUCCAUAGAACAGGAUAAGGAGAAGACUGAGAAGAUCUCAGCUGAGAAAACUUUGAAGGAAAAAGACACAGAUAGAGGCACUAAAGACAAGAAGGAGGGGGCUAAAGACAAACAUAAAGACACACACAGCAAAGAAAAAGAAAGGAAACUUUCUUCAGAACAAACUAAGGACAAGAAAGAAAAGGCUUCACAGGACAAACAUGCUGACAGGGAUAAAGAUGUCUUUGAGGUAAAGAAAGAGGAGCGAAAACCGGACAAGGUCAAACCUGAGAAAACAUGGUACAAGAUUGCAGACAUAUUCACAGAUGAAAGUGAGGAUGAAGAAGACAACUAUAACGGGGGUGUGGCCAAGUUAAGUGAUUCCCUUGGGUUGUCAGAUUCUCACCGGAAAGACUCAACACCUGACAUGGAUGAGCUUGAUCACUUUCUGACAGAAAAACCCAGGAAAUACCCUGCUGAAGCCAAACACACAAUAGAGAAACAGAAAGAAAAAGACCACAAGAAGAAAGACAAAACCACAUUUGAUAUGGGGAAAGAGAGGAAGGGCUCCUUAGAGAAACACAACAAAGAUAAGAGAGAGAAGGAUUCUGUGGAUCUGAAACACAAGGAACGGAAAGACCGAAUGUCUGUGGACUCAAACCAAGAGAAGAAAAACAAGCAGAAGCUGUUGGACAAGAGAGAACCUAGUGAUGAAAAGGCCAAGGCUAAAUAUAAAGAUAAAGAACAUGUUAAGGACAGAAAGCUUUCAAAAGGGAGUGGGGAAAAUGAAAAAUCCCUCUUAGAGAAGCUGGAAGAAGAGGCCAUGAAUGAAUACAAGGAUGACUCCAAUGACAAGAACAGUGAGUUAUCCUCAGACAGCUUCACUGAUCGGGGUCAUGAGCCUGUGCUUAGCAGCUAUGAUUCCUCCAACAUCAGCCUGCCAGACAUUACUGAGGAGAGACGAGACUCGCUCUCCAUAUCUAACCCACAAGACAAGUUUAGAGAGAAAGAGCGGCAUCGGCAUUCAUCUUCAUCAUCUUCCAAAAAGAGUCAUGACAAGGAGAAGGAGAAAGUGAAGAAGGAGAAGGGGGACAAACGAGAUAAGACUGAGGAAAUUAGAGAGUCCUAUGGACGCAGAGAAAGUCUGCCCUUCGAGAAGGAGCCCAUGCCAUUAGAAGCUGACCCUUACACAUUUCCAUUCGGGUCUAAGGGUGACGAAGAUGAUUUUGAUAAGACAUUGGAAUUUGAGAAGGAGAUGUCUAAAAAAGCUGACAAAGACAAAGUGAGUACAGUAAUCAGUGAUAAGAUUAAGGACAAAAAGAAAAAAGAGAAACAUAAAGUAAAAGAGGAAAAACCCAAGUACACAGAUGGCUUUGGAACACUAAAACACUCCAAGGAAGAUAUCAAGUCUGGAUUGAAAGAGAGUCCUCAAAUGACAAAUUUGAAAGACAGAUCAAAAGAGGAUAGUCCCAAAUUUGAUAUGAAAAAAGAAAGAAACCGAGACAUUUUGGACAAAGACAAUAGGACAGACCAUGUUAAGUCCAAGGGUAAAGAAGAAAAUGAAAAAGUAAUUCAAACUAAAGACACAAUUCGAAAAGACAAUCGUCCACGUGCAAAGCUUCUGGUUGAUGGAGAUCUCAGACUAACUAGCUUUGGUCAAAUGUUAGGUUUAAAAGACCAAGAGAUUGAAGAACGUCACAAGAAACAUAAGGAGAGGAUGAAGCAGAUGGAGAAACUAAGACACAGAUCUGGAGAUCCUAAACUUAGGGAUAAAACCAAGUCCACUGAAGAUAUGAAGAAAAAUCGCAAUGACCUAUCAUCUAAAAAAUCUAAUAGUUUAGAAUCUGCAUUGAAAGAGAAGAAGCUCAAAGAUGUUGGUCUCCCAGCCCAAAUUAUGUCUCCGGAAAGGAAGUCACAACCCAUUGACACUCCAAAUUCUAAAGAUUGGCUUGCAGGCCAUCAGAUGAAAGAGAACCUCCCUGCCUCACCAAGGCCGGAUCAGAAUAGGCCAACAGGUGUUCCCACCCCCACAUCUGUCAUCUCUUGUCCCAGCUAUGAAGAAGUCAUGCAGACGCCACGGACUCCAUCCUGCAGUGCAGAGGAUUACCCUGAUAUAAUGUUUGAUGGGUUAGAUUGUCAGAACUCUUCCGCCAUGACCAUGUCUAUGAAUGCCUGCUCACCAUCCUUCUUUGACAGGUACUCCAACUCAUCACACACCUUCCAAGAGGGUACUUGUUUAACUCCAGCUAAGAAUCUCCAGCUGCCCCUUGUCAGCCGAUCAUCUGCAUCUGAUGUUCGAAGACCCCUGGAAGAUGAGUUCAAAGCUGAAGCUGGCAAAUCUGUACGACACCAAAGUUUGCCAGAAGCUUCUGAGUUUGACUUGGCAGCCUCUCAGCCUCCAGAAGACAAGGCUGGAUCAGUGGAGAGACUUGACUGCCUGUCUCCUCCUUACUUCUCACCUAUUAGAAUGAUGUCUCCCAGGCUUGAACCGGCCCAUACUGCACCAGAUGGCGCAACCACAGCUAUGGCUGGCACAGAGACCAGUGAACACCUUCCAGAGAGUGUGUUCGAUAACUUCCUGAUGAAGCCCUCAACGCCCGUCCACAGACCUGACCCACAGGAGCCGUGUCUGGACAUUGCUGCUCCUCCAACCCCUGCACCCGCAGCUCUUCCACCCCUGGAUAUUGAUGACCUUUCUGAGUCUCAUCAAAGUGAGCCAAGUCUUGUUCCCUCUGACCCAGUCAGUGGCAGUGAGUAUCUGCCUCCUGUUGUUGAGGAAGAUGAUGAGGAGGAGGAGGACGAUGACGAUGAGGAAGAUGAUGACGACGAAGAGGAGGAAGAGGAGGAGGAGGAAGAAGAAGAGGAGGAGGAGGAGGAUGACGAUGACGACGACGGCGGCGAUGUUGAGGAGCCAAUAGAUCUUGAUACUCACGUUGCUGAGGAGACUGAGCCGACAAGGGAUGUCUGCUCAUUCUCUCCAAGGAUCGAAGAGCCUUUGAGGAAGAGCUGGGUUGAAUCUCCAGACAGGAGUGUUGCAGAUGUGCAUCAGCUGACUCCCCCACAUCCUCCCCCCAAUCUGGUGGAAAACUCCAGUGAUCAUACCAUAAGCUGGAACUCAGAGAUGCUAUUGAAAUCUCCUCAAAGGACCUAUGGGGAAAUAGAGGCAGCUGUCUCCAAGAUAACCAGCCCCUUCUCUCAUUCAGACAGUGAUUUGCAGCACAUUACUGCCAUACCUGGCCAUCCAUCAGUAACCCCUCCAUAUGCCGCUUACAGGCCAUAUGAACCUGACACUGAUUAUGAUGAGCAGAAAGAGGCUGUGCAGGACAUUCCAAUUUCUCCAGCAAGACCUGAGAUGACACCCAUGGAAUUGGAAACAAACUACUUGACAACCACCUCAUCCUCCGCAAGAUUAGAAUCAUUCUUCACAGACUGCAAGCCAAACUUGGAGGAUAACCACCAGAUGGACUCAGAGCCUCCUUGUGCUGUUCAAGACAACCGACAGGACUCCCAUGGCUUUACGGCUGAGAGCCAUAUGCCUCCAACAGUAAGCCAUGAGCCAGUGGUGCCCUGGGCAGACCCUUUCACAGCUACAGUAGACGAACUGGAUCUUGGCCCUUUCUCCAUACCCGACCUCCCUUCACUCUCCCUCCCGACCUCCAUUCCAGACAAGGAAAUGACAGUGCCAGAUGUCAGAGAUACAGAGCCAAAUGGCCAUAAGCAUCCACCACAAUUAAGACCUCCUGCUAUGGAAACAAUAGAGGACGAAGAGCUUAUGGAGGUUGAUCUGCCUAUCCUGACCAAGCCCCUAUGUCCUCCGGUGGUCCUGCCACACAAUGAUUCUUUGCAGGAUUUGGUUGUGCCCUCACCAAAACACACUGUCCAGCCGGAGUUUGAGCCAGAACCUCAGAAUGUCCCUGAAAUUAACUUUGUAAAACCACAGGUCUUUGAAAACAGAGCCACAUAUGAGGAUACUGAUGAAAGUGAUGGAAACAUGAUGUUCUCAGCUGAUACAGGCAGUACUCAGCAUCACAGGCAGGUGUCACUAACAGAGUCUUUUUCCGUUGCAAUCACUCCAUGUCUGGACUCCUUAACAACUGUUAAACCGGAACAAAGUGUCCAGAUAUCGGAUCCCUUUGCUGGGCCAACUUGCAGUCCACUCCCUUCAGUCCCUCUGCCAGUUGCUGUUACAAUAUCUGGCACAGUCCACGUGUCGGAGGCUCUUGAGACAACGUCUAAGCUCACAGUCACCCUGACAACAUUGCCAACUGACCUUCCCAAGAAGGUGGAGGAGAUACCACAGAGAAUGACCAGAAACAGGGCCCAGAUGCUGGCGAAACAGGAGAACACCGCCAUUCCCACCACCAUAAAGAAGCAAAGUGGUAGAAUAGUAGCGGAGAGUACAGCCACCGCCACACCUCCUGUCUGUGCGAUGCACUCGCCUGCUCCUACUCCGGUCACCACAGGCGUAGCCGUAACCACAACCACCACCACGGUCCACGCCCCUACCUUUGUCCCUGUUGUUGUUCUUGAGAAAGAAAAGGAGCAUGUCACCACGAUCACCUCACCGGCCAUCACCCCAGCUCACCUGCCUCCGCCGCCGGUAGCGGUCAGCAAAACUAAAGGACGGCCUGUGGAUGAAGAGGACUCUCAGACCCAGCAUCCACGCAAGAGGAAGUUCCCCAAAUCAGGGCAACAACAGGUGCAGGUUCAGCUAGUCAACACGGCCAUGCAGCAGACCAGGGAGAUGAUCCAACAGACACUGGCGGUCAUUGUCAACGCCAUCAAGCUGGACGACAUCGAACCAUACCACAGCGACCGCUCCAACCCCUACUUCGAGUACUUGCAAAUAAGGAAAAAGAUUGAGGAGAAGAGGAAGAUAUUGUGCUACAUAACACCACAGGCCCCUCAAUGCUAUGCUGAGUAUGUGACCUACACAGGCUCCUACCUGCUAGAUGGAAAGCCUCUCAGCAAGCUGCACAUCCCAGUGAUUGCUCCACCUCCAUCAUUGUCGGAGCCCCUGAAGGAACUGUUCAGACAGCAGGAAGCAGUGAGAGGGAAGCUUAGACUGCAGCACAGCAUUGAACGGGAAAAGCUUAUUGUGUCAUGUGAGCAAGAAGUACUGCGGGUCCAUUGCAGAGCGGCAAGGACGAUAGCCAAUCAGGCUGUUCCAUUCAGUGCCUGCACGAUGUUAUUGGACUCUGAGGUGUACAACAUGCCAACCGAGAGUCAGGUGCGUCUGUGGGUGGCAAAAAAGGGUGAUGAGAACAAGUCUGUGAGAGAUCGCUUCAAUGCUCGGCAGUUCAUUUCCUGGAUCCAGGAUGUGGAUGACAAAUAUGACCGCAUGAAGACAUGUCUGUUAAUGCGGCAGCAGCAUGAGGCAGCGGCCCUGAAUGCAGUGCAGAGAAUGGAGUGGCAACUGAAGGUGCAGGAGCUGGAUCCUGCUGUACACAAAUCUCUGUGCGUCAACGAGGUCCCCUCCUUCUACGUGCCAAUGGUUGAUGUCAAUGAUGACUUUGUGCUGUUGCCCGCGUGACAGAAACAUGCACUCAUUCAAAGAGUUAGAGGUCAAAUGUCAUCACUUUCAAACAGAACGUAUGGUAAGGGCUAGCCGGUUUGAAGAGGAUGUUCCUUUGUUUGAGGACUAAAACCUAUAUAUUAUAUAGAAAAAGUAAAAGACAAAAAACUUGCUAAUGAUUCCCUUCCAUGAGAGGAGGAAGCAUCUUUUUACUGGGGAAAAACACAACUUGCACUUUCAUCCCUCAAGUUUUUAUGCUUUUGUUGUUCAGAAUCUGAAAAGCAAAGGGGCUUUGCUUUGAAACUCCCACACCACCUGUCUUUGGUUGAUGUUGGGACAGAAAAUAGGGGAGGAGAUAUAGAGAUAUUUUUCUGAAUUUUUUGGUCCCCGUAAAAUAAAACAACAAAGGAACCCUGGAGAGGAGCCCUCCCACCAUUCUGGUUCACUCCUGAUCUAUGGGAAUGAGUUACCACAGUAGAGACAGCUCCAGGUGAGCCUUGAGGAGAAAGCAGCGCAGAGCCAGACAGGCGGCCACAAGCGUUGUAGUGGUGCAUUAUGGGGCAUCUGCGGGACCUCCAGCCUCUCCCUGUUUAAAAGGACAGGAGGGCCGGGUGGACACUGUCUCUCUGGUCGGGACCAUAAGGCCACAGUCAGUCAGAGAGCCUCAGUCCCUUCUGUCAACACCACCUACCCGGUAGAACCAGCAGUCUGCCCCGGAGCAGAGUACAGCCAAGUGUGUCAGCGGGUCAGUACCGAAGGACCUGGGCCAGAGGCUUGAGAGAGCAGCGGGGAUGAACCGGAGCAUCCCUGGCUGGUGCUGAAGGAAGAACCAGCCUCUGACACUCUGCCAAGCUAGGUGGAAUACACACAACUGUUCGCCUGCAAAUUUGACUGCAAAAGGAAAAACACAGGACAAAAGAAUAACACAAGAAUGUUGUGAUUCAAAGAUUCAAGACUUAACAGAUGGUUAUUUCGAGGAGAAUAUUGUUCUUUUUGUCUAUUUCUUUACUUGGGCAUUUCAUUGUUUCUAAAGAAGUGACUUGAAACACUACAGAGCCAAUAUUAGUUUAAUGGGAAAAAAAAAAACUGAAAAAAAAAUGUAUUCCGUAAAUGAUGUACAGUUUUUAUAUUCGUUAACCAAUGUAUUCUCGCUGCCUUCUAGAUAAUUUAUUUUGCCACACAUUACUGCACAGUUGUAAAUAACUUAUGUACUGUAACAUCACUCUGUUCAGUGUAAAAAAAAAUAAAUGAAUAAAAAGUAUCUUUGUAUGUACAGUUCACUUUCGGGCAGCACUUUCCCCCUCAUACCCAUGGGCCAAAAUGUGUACACGUUGUCAGUAUUUAAGGACUCCAGUGCACCGUUGUAAUGUCCCCAUCUAUAGAUUUUGUCCAGCUUUGGUCAAAAUGAGUUUACCUGGGUUGGAAUCGCCACAAUAUACAUACUGUAGGUAGUAGAAAACCCCACCGUAUUGAACAGAGCCCCAACUUAGGGCCACAACCAUAGUCCUCAGAUGUAGCAGAAUGGUUAUUGAAUUAUUUAAGGAAUAGAAUAGAUAUAUUAUUCAUUGCUUUAUUACAAUUAUAUCUGAAAAAA